UGCCGUCAAACUCAGGCCAUUCUCCAACACGUUUACACCGAAAUCUGUGCGUAAGAGGAUAGCCCUUCCAGGCCCCGUUUUCCGCGUGUUUUAAUUAUUUAUUUCCGUGUAAACUGCAGUCUUGAUAUAAAAACAUUGAUGGUCGAUAAUAUAGCCCUGUGUUGAGGGCCCCGGGGAGAACUGCUCAGGAUUAUAAAGUCAUCUCAGACCUCGGUUCACAUUCAGAGACAUGGCUCGACCACGGCCGCGGGAAUACAAGGCAGGAGAUUUGGUUUUCGCUAAGAUGAAGGGAUACCCGCACUGGCCGGCGAGGAUUGAUGAGCUUCCUGAAGGAGCUGUCAAACCACCUGCCAAUAAAUACCCCAUCUUCUUCUUUGGGACCCAUGAGACUGCAUUCUUGGGCCCCAAGGAUCUUCUGCCCUACAAGGAGUACAAAGACAAAUUUGGCAAGUCCAACAAGAGGAAAGGCUUCAAUGAGGGUCUGUGGGAGAUUGAGAACAACCCCAGAGUCAAGUUCACAGGCUAUCAGGCCAUCCAGCAACAGAGUUCAUCAGAAACAGAGGAGGGUGGGAACACUGCUGACGGCAGUAGUGAGGGUGACGAGGGCGACUCUGUUGAGGAGGAAGAUGACAAGGAAAAGCUGAAGGGAGACAAGACGGGGUCCAAACGGAAAAAGACAGCCACCUCCACCAAGAAAUCCUCCAAGCUGUCAAGGAUCUCUUCUGGAGAGGACGACCUGGAGAAAGACAGGAAAGAUGAUGACCAGAAGAGCGGCUCAGAGGGAGGAGACCCCGACAACGACAUCAUCCAAAAUACCACCGACAGUAAGAACCAGCUGCUCAUAGAGGAACAUUAAGUGAAGAAAGCAUGAAAGGGAAAUCAUUCUUUGUAGCUCUGAUGUUGGAAAGGUGAAUCCACAACAUGAUUUCGCAUCAGCACCAUCCACUGGCCGCCAUCGCCUCUUCUUCUCUGCUGGACUCCGAAUAUGUUUGUAUGAAAGAUGCACCCAUACUGAUACUGAUCCCAGUCAUCCCGUUGAUACCGGGGUAAAAACUGGGCAUUAUGUCAGUUUUUUCAGUACUUCACUUUAAUAUCUCGGGCAGUGUCAUUUAAAGCUUCUUCAAUCAUGAACUCACUAAAAUAGACAGAUUAAGUUUUUUAAUCAAUUUUAUCGAGUGACUCUGAAUCCUUGUUUAUUGUGUUAAAUAGACAUUAAGUAUAGGAUAUUUAAAGGGGCAUUAAGUACUUGAAAACUUUCAUCAUGCUCACUGAAACCAUUAGGAGCUGUGUUAACUUUAACUGUUACAUGUAGCCUUUUUCCACUAGGGUCAUACUAAUAGCCCUGUCGGAAUGAAAAUUCUUUAAAUAGUAAGUAUACCCCUUUCAGAUCCUGUGAAGUGAUGUUUAUUUGUUAAGCAAUUAGUGGGUGGUGUGGGUGGCUCCAUUUCCCCUUUUUAAGUGCUGAUAUGAAGCAAAAUCUCUUGCUUUACAAAAGUAGUGGUAAAAAAGUAAUAAGUCCAUCUUUUUCAAAAGUUACACUCAAUUCAAUUUCAUUUGAAGGAAAAAAAUAUACAUAUCUGCAAGCAUUUGCGAUUUCAACAUUCUAAUUACUACCAUAAAUGUGUUUUGUUUUAUCUUGAGAACGAGGCUGUAGCAGAAAUGCAGAAAUGUGUUUUCUGUUGGUUAACAGCAACAACAAUGAUACUGAACUUGCAGAGAAACAUCUAUGAAUUAUGUUUAUAGCAAAGCAGCCCAGAUGGUAGCUAUUUGCUAGCUAGCCACAGCUCUGCUGCACUGAAACUGUAAUGGGGAUUGUUUAAUGUCAUUUUGCAUUUAUAUAAACAAUUCGAGUUCAGCCCUGGCCCAUCAAGAGUUAAUCUUCACAAAACAAUGUUUGACAAGUUUUAAAGGAUGAAUAGAAACGUAUAUUAGCAAAAUCGGAUGCAGGUUAACCUGUGUAAAUGAAUAGAUAAAUAAAUAGAGAAGAUAUUUUUUCCAGUGACGGUCACACAACCUCUUUAUUUUAGGCUAAUACUAUAUUAGUUAAUUUAAAGAAAUCCAAACUACUAUAUUAACAAAGGAAAUGGAAUAUAUAAAAUAUAAUGUAAAACAGAAUGUUGCAGCUUUAAGUUAACAUGACAACAUGAAGACACUUAAAUAGCUAAGACAAUGAUUAGCUACUUACUGUAGUAAGGCCGACAUGUCAAAUGGUUGGCUUUAUCUUUAUUUUUCUUAGUCUUCAUAACACACCUGUUCCAAGUAUUUUAAAUUUUAAUCACUUUCUCAGCUAAAAUGUCACUGGUAUUUAUCCAUAACUAUGUUACUCCCUACAUGUUUAUGUGCUAAGGAACAGCAAAAAUGACUACUUAUUGCCUCCUUGAAAAGUGACGUAAGGUGUUUUCACACUUAGUCCCUUUCAGUGAAUAGUCAUUAUUGUGAUUCGCUUCAAGUUUGUGCUGCAGUUCACUUAACCUGUGCAUUGUGAAUACAAAUCGCUCCAGGUUCAUGUCGCCGUUUGCCAAUGUAUUUUAGCUGAAGACAAAAUGGACAGAAAACAAUUGGCCUGAACCGUGGCCGCUGGUAACAACAGCAAGAUGGUGGAUCAGGAAAUAACUACUGUACUUCUCCAAAUAUAGAACCAACACAUCAAACAGCAACGGUCUACUAAAUUUAGUUUCCAGACAUGUCUCCGCAUAUGUAUAAUGCUGCAAUAUCAUAACUGCUCUCAGAACAGUAGAAGCUGAGUCAAAACAGCUUAAACUCCUGCUCCCUUCUGUGCUUGACAAAUUCCAACCUUUGUUAAUGGGACACCGUCAUGCCCAUGACAAUAACAGAAACGAUAGAUACAACACCCUACUAGUCAAGCUAGCUUCCAGAGAUAAUACCCUGCUGCCACUACAAGAGGACAGUAAAUUACAUGAUGAAUGCAAACAGGCAUCAGAUCCUUUCUGGGACAGAACACUGUUUUGAGAUCAGAUGUAAAGAGCCAUAUCUCUUCACUUUAGUAUCGUUCUAAUUGAUGUCUCUUUUUAGCUUUAACUGGGCUUUAACUGAGUUAAAUUGAAUACAAUAUACACUGCUUAAACAAAUUAAGGGAACACUUAAAUCAUACAUCGGAUCUUGAUGAACAAAUUAUUCAAGUUGAAAAUUUUUACUGAUGUACAAUAUAUAAUUUGUUGAGAACAAAAUGACGCAACAACGGUCAAUGGGAAACCAAAAUCAUCAAUCCACUGAGGGCUGGAUUCACAAUCACACCGAAAAUCAAAGUUAAAAUUUUAAAUCACAGGCUGAUCCAACUGAAUUUCAUCACGGUGAUUCAUAAUGUGACUCAGUAGUGUGUAUGGCCCCUGCGUGCCUGUAUGCACUCCUGUAUUCACACCUGUCACGUGUGCUCAGUGUGAACCUGCUCUCAUCUGUGAAGAGAACAGGGCGCCAAUGGUGGACCUGCCAAUUCUGGUUUUCUCUGGCGAACGCCUAUUGAGCUGCAUGGUACUGGGCUGUGAGCACAGGUCCCAUGAGAGGACAUCGGGAGCUCAUGCCACCCUUAUGGAGUCUGUUUCUGACAGUUUGGUCAGAAACAUGCACACCCGUAGCCUGGAGGAGGUCAUGUUGUAGGACUCUGGCAGUGCUUCUCCUGUUCUUCCUUGCACAAAGGAGCAGGUACCGGUCUAGAGAAGAAUCAGCAAGGAAGGAUCAGGAGAGAGCAACUGUCUGUGGCCACCACAUGUAAAACCAUUCCCUUUUGCCUCUCCAUUGCACCUGCAAAAAGAAGGUGCAGCACAGCGUCAGGUAUUGUGCAGAACCUGCCUUGCUACCGUUGCUACGUCACGGGGCAACACUACUAACCUGUAUCAGCACAACAAAGUCAUGUAUGAUAUUUACAUGGCUAAAAUGCCGACCACCAAUGUGUCAAGUAACCCAAAUACCACCCGACAAGGAUCACUGACCAAAAUGUUUGAAAGCAUACCUCCAUACGUAACGUAAUUCAAAACAGCACGGGGAAAUUACAGAGUUCAUAGGGAAGGAUAUGAUGACUCGCAGCAUGGUGACCAAUUCUGGGUUUAUGGCUUUGAUAAAUACACUGGAUAAGCGGUACAGCAUGCCCUCCCACACAUAUUUUAGCCAGGUUGUCAUACCGGAGCGAUGUAAAAAAAAUGCAAGAUGAGAGUCACAGCGGAGCUGAAAACAGCGAGUUUUUCACUACUACAACUGACAUCUGGUCAAGCCGUACAGCAGAGCCGUAUCAGAGUCUUACAGUGCAUUUCAUUAAUGAAGACUUUGACCAGCUGGGAUCUCCAUGAAGAGAACCAUGUCUGCAUAACGACGGACAAUUUUACAUACUUACAAGACUGUAAACAAAUCGGUCAAUAUACUACUGUGAUUGAAGUAGUUAAAUAAAAAUAUGUCAUUAAUUUAUAUUUAUUUCAUCAUGACAUAUAGGCCUGGCCUACAAGAAAGAACAGUUUAUGUUUAAUCUGUCUAAUAUUGUGUUAGUCAUAAUAUAUAAUGAUUUAUUGCUUGUAUUUGUUGAAUAAUACAGAAGAUAAGGAACUCUAAAAAAUAAUUGCAUAUUAAAUCGCAAUCGCAAUAUUGGUAAAAAAAAUCACAAUUAGAUUAUUUUCCCAAAUCAUUCAGCCCUACUCAGAAAGUCAGUUUUACAGGGGUUUGUGGAAUCUCUGUCACAAAAAAAUGGUACAUUGGUGCAUCUCUACUCUGUAUGUGAUAUGGUAUAAUACCAACUUGACACUGCAUGUCACAUUCAGGUCAGGUGAAACGGGGUUGAGGUGGCUCGUGUUCUUCCCACAAUCACAGUGUAGAUAGCCAUCAGUCAGUAUUUAUACUGUCCUGUGUAAACCCAUCUGUGCCGUCUCACUCAUGCUCACCUGUCACUCUGUACAAACGCAUUUGAUAAGACCUCCACAUACUCUCCUAUUGUCUAUGAUAUAUGUUGGGUAUUGCAGUGUACUGGUCACUAUAGCUUUAAAUAGCUUUUUUACAAGGAUAAUUAUAGAAGGGGCUGAUUAUGGAAUAUUCGGUAACUGUCAAAUUAUCCAUCACGCUAUGUUACUCUUUUAUGUAACCAGAAAAAGACGAAUGGAAAAACAUAGAUAAAUGUAUGAAGUGUUGUGCACAACUGGGUUACACAUUGUAACUCAAUGUUAACUAUAUCUGUAUAUUUUACUUUUGUUGUAGAAUAUAGGACCACUAUUCUACUUGGACUGCUCUAGGUAACAGCUCAUCUUUAUAUGGAGAAGUGAUACAUCUGUUCUGUGUAUCUGUGAAAUAGAUCACUGUAUAUUUCAAAGCUUUUUAUAGUGGCAUGCUCUGCUGUUGUUCUCCAGAUCAUUCUUUUAUCAAAGUGUUAAUUGGUUCCUAGUUUAAAAUCAGAUACUUGUUGGUAUGUUUGGGUUUGGAGGUAGAAGAAAUACACAAUCCACUUUUUUCUUUUGCUUUGUCUCUAUGUCUAAAGCAGAACCACAUUAACUUUAUGGACACUGAGCUGUGAAGGUGGUUUCUCAUCUGAAUCAUUGUGAACAACAUGCAGUGUGAUAAUGCAGUUUAAAUUGCCAAACCUGUCAUUGUCUCUCUUACUGUUUACUUAGACUGAUGACACCACGCUGCUUUGUCUUUUAACUUUGUGCCAGUUGCCUUUACUUUGCUUCCACUAUUUUUGUCUUGAGAUAAAGAAUUAUUUAUUUUUUGAUGAUUGAUGAAUAAGACAACUUCUCUAUGUAAACUCAUGUUUUUUUUAUUCCCUUGAAACCUUUGUUAUUCUCAUAUUUGGAACAUGUUUUGGAUUUUCAAGGUUUGUAAUUUACAGUAAACUGUUUUUGCUGUUUAUGGAGGAGACUUUUACAAAAUAAAAUAAUUGGAAUGCAUAGAAA
Messenger RNA from Seriola aureovittata, 5885 nucleotides. It is a transcript of the gene hdgfl3, whose product is annotated as HDGF like 3. The transcript is spliced from 6 exons. Gene Ontology annotation, cellular component: nucleus. NCBI's taxonomy places the organism in Eukaryota, Metazoa, Chordata, Actinopteri, Carangiformes, Carangidae. The coding region runs from base 230 to 856 and encodes 208 amino acids. The record is from RefSeq and is a predicted model, not a curated record. Gene Ontology annotation, biological process: regulation of transcription by RNA polymerase II. Gene Ontology annotation, molecular function: double-stranded DNA binding; transcription coregulator activity.